This is a messenger RNA of Paramecium octaurelia, 785 nucleotides long. The record is from the annotation of a GenBank genome assembly. Lineage: Eukaryota; Ciliophora; Oligohymenophorea; Peniculida; Parameciidae.
AUGGUUGAUAAAGAUAUUUUCUGUAAAUAUCAUGCAAUUUUAUAAAAAGUGACAGUUCAUAUUCAUGAUAAUGUGUUAACAAUACAAAUUACCUAAGAUUGGCAUAUUGUUGGAAUUAAUAACAUGUAUGAUAUCAUCAAAUGUGAUGAUUAUAUUGUACAAUUUGCAAGCUAGGCCUAAUAUAAUUCAAAUUCACGAAAACAAGGUGAGAUUAAUCAUAUCCAGUACAAAUUUUAACCUACGUGGUCAGUCUCUUCCAAUUUAGCCACACAACUUAUCGAGCAAAUUUUUCUCUUUUCAAAAGUCCUUGGUAUUUCUAACAUCAAGAAAUUCUUUGUAUUCAAGGAGAUUGAUUAUGAGUGGGCAGAAAUCGAAAAUGUACAAAUUAGCAGUUGCAAGUACUUUAUUAGCAUGCAAUAAACUACUAAGAUUGCAAGCUAUACAUUGAUUUUGAUUAUAUAAACCCACUUAUCGGACAUUGAGACUGAACUUCAUAUAUGAAGUCCAUUUUCUAGGCAGAUCCUAUGAAACAAGUUUAACAAAUUAAUUAUAAGUGAGUUGAUAUAAAGCAUUAAUAAACUGCAAAGAUUACAGCAUAUCAGUUCAUUAAAUGAGAAAUAGUUACACAUUAGACAGAAAUUGCAUAAUUUUUAUAGAUCAAAACUUUCUCAAAAUUUUAAUCAAAUGUUAGGCUAUGUGGAAGCUGAUGUCAAUUUUUUAUUAAUAGAUAAAAGAGAAUCAAGUGAAGUUUGAUUCGAAUUGUCACAAUUAAUUCAAGAAAAGAG